GACGCCUUCUUUCUGUUCCUCGCAAGUCUUCCAUUUCUUCCAGCAGCUUCCCUUCCCCACUACGCCCAAGAAGCAAACCGUGGCAAGCGAAGCCAGAACCCUAGCAAUAGCAAGAGGAGAUCCCGACCAGCCCCGCCAUGCAGGCCCCGGCGAAUCCCAUCGUUGACCUGCCGCCGCUGGUGGCGCCGCCGCCGCGGGUGAAGGCGCCGACCCCGAGGCCCCCGACGCCGGCCUCCCUCCAGCCCGACUCCCCGGGCGUCUUCUUCAGCAACGCCGCCGCCGCCGCGCCCCUCGGCUCCGCCCACCGCCGCAUCGCCAUCGCCGUCGACCUGUCCGACGAGUCCGCCCUCGCCGUCACCUGGGCCGUCGCCAACUACCUCCGCCCCGGGGACGCCGUCAUCCUGCUCCACGUCCGCUCCACCAACGUCCUCUACGGCGCCGACUGGGGCUCCGUCACGCCCACCUCCCCCGAUGACCACGCCGAGGUCGCCGCGCGCAAGAUGGACGACGACUUCGACGCCCUCACCGCCUCCAAGGCCGAGGACCUCGCCAAGCCCCUCCAGGACGCCAAGAUCCCAUACAAGAUCCACAUCGUCAAGGACCACGACAUGAAGGAGAGGCUCUGCCUCGAGGUCGAGAGGCUAGGGCUCAGCGCGGUCAUCAUGGGGAGCAAGGGAUUUGGUGCGGCGCGGAGGGCCAGCAAGGGCCGCCUCGGGAGCGUUAGCGAUUACUGCGUCCACCACUGCAUUUGCCCCGUGGUGGUGGUGCGUUCCCCGGCUGAUGCUGCCCCGGAGGGUGGGGAGGCCACCAGUGUGUUGGAUGCGGCGGUUGGCGCUGAAGACGUACUCCACCCUGUGCCCGAGGAGGACGCCGAGUACCAUGAUGCCACUGAGGAGCACAAGGAUACUUGAUCGGAUCCAUCCAUUUGAUGUCUUCUUGGGUCCAGCAGGCAAAAGUUCUAGCAGUCAACUGUUGGCUGGGUGCUUCCUUUGGUUCGUACUGAGCACAUUAGCUGUUUGUUGGGCUUUAGUGCUCUUGUCUACCCGUGAUUUCACUCUGUUGUAUUUCCUGUUGUGCUUGGUGAACAUUUGCUCGCCAGAACCUUUGUGCUUCCUGAACAUCGCGCUAUCUGUUUCUGAUGAAAUUUACAGUCUGACUGCA
Messenger RNA from Lolium perenne, 1161 nucleotides. RefSeq names its product universal stress protein PHOS32. NCBI's taxonomy places the organism in Eukaryota, Viridiplantae, Streptophyta, Magnoliopsida, Poales, Poaceae. The record is from RefSeq and is a predicted model, not a curated record.